Molecule: messenger RNA, 357 nt
Organism: Paramecium primaurelia
Lineage: Eukaryota; Ciliophora; Oligohymenophorea; Peniculida; Parameciidae
Source: the annotation of a GenBank genome assembly
AUGUUAAGAACAUUUAAGUUUUGCACAGAAUUUACUACCACACAAUUCCUAAAACUAAGCAAUCUUUAAUUAAGUGUAAUAAUAAUAAAUAAUAUAUUAUAAAAGACAUUAAAUGAUAAGAUUGAGAAUUUUGAGAAUGUGGAAACUUCAUUGUCAGAUGGUGUACUUAAUAUUCAUUUAUAAAAUGGGAAAUCAUUUGUUAUUAAUAGAUAAACACCAAAUAAAUAAUUAUGGUACUCAUCUCCAAUUAGUGGACCAUAACGAUUUAAUUAUAUUAAUGGGAAAUGGGUAAAUUCAAAACAAAUAGAAAUAGAGAAUUAGUUAUUAAAUGAAAUUAAUUUAUUAUUAAUAAAAUGA